AGCUGAGAAUAAAGUAGAUUCAAUGUAUAACGUGUUUACGGUGUGAACGGGUGUUUCUAUAGAGCAGCGGAUUAAAGACAAAAUAACAAAGAAAAUUGUAAAAUAUAAAAAUCCCAGCAAGUGAGCUCAUACUGAACUGAAUUCAAACACCGAAAAAUUUAUAUUCAGUACAAUAUUAAAAAUUUAUAACGAACAAAAAUGUUCAGCUCUUUCACAGACAGCUCUAAAUCCUCAUUAAAAGGUCUGGGCGACAAGACCACCAAUCUUUUCAGCAAGAAGAAAGAUGAAGCCGAAAAAUUAGCGAAAGAAAAAGUGGAAAAUGCCCAGAAAUUGGCCGAAGAACAAGCCAAAAAAGUGGGACAGGCAGUGCAGCAAACCAAAAGUGAAGCAGAGGAUUUGGCCGUUGGUACUGCUAGAGAAGCAGUUGAUUUGGCGGCUACUGAGGCCCAGAAGGCCGGGGAAAUUGUGGGUCAAGGAGUUAAUAAGGCGACUUCUGUCGUAGAUAACUCCAAAAAUACUCUUGACAAUACCGUCCAUCAAGCGCAUGUAGUGGCGGCCAAUACCAAGCAAAUGGCUGCAAAUAUCGCGGACGCUUCUCAACAGGCAGCAGUUAACGCUGUAGAUCAAACAAAAAAGGCGGCAAAUGAAGCUAUUAACAAAUCGGUUAAAGCUGCUGAGCAAGUUGUGGAUCAAAAAAUGAAAGAAGCUGAAGGCGUAGUAGAUGGCGCUGUGAAGGCUACCAGCCAGGCGGUUGAUCACAAAAUGCAAGAAGCUAAUCAAUUCGUUGAUCAAAAGAGGGAAAACUUGGAAAAGACAAUUCAUGGAGCCGCUUCGCAUGCCCAGGAAUCCGCAAGCCAACAGGCAACUAAUUUGUUGGGGAAAUUGCACUUGGGUAAAUAAAUUACUAAAGAAGUAUUUUAAGCUAAACUGCGAAUACGAAACAGAUUCUUAUUUGAUAAUGCAAUUUUUACUAACAAAAUCAAAUUACUAAAGAACACAUAGCUUUCAUUUAAAAUUAAGUGCCAGAUAUCGUUUAAAACAAAAGAUAUACAAAAAAAUCGAAAAUAAAGAUGAAAAAAGUUGAUCAAAAGUUGGAAAAUGUUACGAUAUUUGAAUAGUUAGUCAAACUCUUAGCACCGGCUUCAAAAUGAAAUUAUACGACUCUAAUUCAAAUUCGUUAUAACUUAUUUGUGAAUCAAGUUAACGAUGGUGUAUAUUAGUAGCUAAUUCACACGCGCAAAUGCACAUUGAUCUUAACGCAUAUGUAGUUUAUAAGAUGUAGAAAUUGUUGAAAAUUUGCAAAAUUUUGUAAAGCAUAUUGAGAGGUUCACGGAAAAUGUAUAUGUAUGUGUAU
Molecule: messenger RNA, 1354 nt
Organism: Glossina fuscipes
Lineage: Eukaryota; Metazoa; Arthropoda; Insecta; Diptera; Glossinidae
Product: protein DR_1172
Exons: 6
Coding region: 199-900 (233 amino acids)
Source: RefSeq, a predicted model, not a curated record